AUGAAGAAAUCAAGACUAGAAAAGGAUCCAGAAGAGGAAAUGGAAGAAGAGCCCGAGGAAGAUUCUAAAGAAGAUAUGGAUGAGGACAUUAUGGCCGUAGAGAUAAUGAAGACCGAUUCAGAAUCAUCCACCACACCUCCACUUACCCCUAGUCGCUCUUUCCUUGGAUUUUCAUUCCCUUGUGCCAGAAACACUGACAGGAUUUCAGUCCCGGGCAGGAAACCCCCUACGAGGAAGCCUAACAAGAGAUAUUCCUACAUCCAAAGGAGAACAGACCAACCUGCAUGGGAAAGCAAUCAAGUAAACCAGUAG
Messenger RNA from Lactuca virosa, 312 nucleotides. The record is from the annotation of a GenBank genome assembly. Lineage: Eukaryota; Viridiplantae; Streptophyta; Magnoliopsida; Asterales; Asteraceae.